GAUCGAAUAACCGAGCGGAAAGUUACUUUCACCGCGGCCGUCAACCACGAUGAUGUAUUCACUGGUUUAGUUUGCCGCUGUGAAUAGGGGUGGAAAUUGGGGUGGGUGUGGUUACCCGCCCCACAAUUUGCGGGUACCCACACCCACAAAUUUACAAUUAUGUUACCCACAACCCGCACCACAGUGGUUAGUGGGUAACCAUUACCCACUGUGGUUUGUGUGGGUUGGGUGUGGUUACCCGCAAAAAUGCAUAUUUGCAUGCAUAGAGUUCUAGUCGCCACUAGCUUAUUUGUUGUUCGUAACUAGAUUAUAGUGAUAUACACUUGUGUUGUUCGUGGAGAUACAAUUUUGUACAUCGAUCUUACUCAACGUGGUGAUUUUUUUCUUUUUGAGUUUGGUAUUCAACUUUUGUGCCAGAGAGCUGUGAUUUCAUAUUUCCCUGACUAGGGGUGAAAUAUGACAAUUAAAUAUGAUCUUAUAUUUUUUUCACACAAAAGCAAAAACAUACUGAUAAAAGUUACAAAAGGUGUUCACUUUUAAUGAAUUGAUUAUUCUCCACUUUAUCGAUUAUAGUGUUUUAUAAACUAAAAAAUUCUUACAUAAAACUGAUUAGGCGUGUCUUUUUUAUUUGGUGGCUACUUUAAUUUUUAUCCUCACACUUUUAACAUACAAUUAUAUUAUAAAGUUAAUUCACUAAAUAAAUAUAAUUAGUGUGGUUAUUGUGGAUUUUGUGGGUUAUCCGCGGUGGGUAGUGGAUAACCACUAACCACAAAAAUCGUUAUUUUACUACCCACACCCAACCCACUACCGGACUACCCACAACUUGUGGGUAUGGUUACCCACAAUAGGUGCGGGUUGGUGCGGUUUGCGGAUUAUCCACAACCUGCAACCCAAACUUCCACCCUAACUGUGAAUGCAUUCACUGUUGUUGACGACAGGCCGACAGCGGUGAUGUCCAAAUACGUGUAAAUUGAAAUUUUUUCAUUUUAGAAUUUUUUUAAAAAAACAUAUGUCUUCUGUAGAAAAAAUCCCACUUUUCACAAUCUUUUCCAUGUUCGCCCUCCAAACCAUCAAUUUCCGAGCAAGACGAAACGCCUCCUUUUGAUAAUGUGUUUGCACUUUGCAGUUUGCACUCUCACUGUGAUCUCGUGACCCGCCGGAAAAAUUAUCGUAAAACGACUCAACCGUGAAAUCUCCUCCUAGAUUCCGAUCCAACACUUGUCCGGACGUCCCAACAUUUCAUCCCAAAUAACAUCGCCCUACGGUAUAAUCCUUUUCUUCCCUAAUCUCUCGUCCUUCCUUGCUCUCUCCUUUCUGGAAAAAGUCUCUCCUUUUAAGCAACCCAUUACAAUCUGGGCAUUCAAAUGCUCAAAGUUCAAGACUUUUUCUGAAACCCAGCUCAUAAUCUUUCUCAAAAGUUCAAAAAUUUCAUUUCUGGUGGUGAUAUUCUCUAUUGCAUUUCUCUUUGUGUAGCGUGAAUCAAUUGAAGGUGAGAACAAUCAAAUUGAGGGCCGAUGGAUAUAAGCGAGAUACUUGGGGAGAGCUCGAAGCCAGGAAGCUUAGUACCGACCAAGAGCGCGAUUUAUGUUUGGGGUUACAACCAGAGUGGGCAGACGGGAAGGAAUGGUAAAGAGCGCCAAUUACGUAUCCCUAAGCAGUUGCCACCUGAGCUAUUCGGUUGCCCUGCUGGUAACAACGCCCGGUGGUUGGAUAUAGCUUGUGGCCGGGAGCACACCGCCGCCGUGGCUUCCGAUGGAUCGCUCUUCACAUGGGGGGCUAAUGAAUUUGGUCAAUUGGGGGAUGGCUCUGAAGAGGGGAGCAAGUACCCUAAGAGAGUAAAGCAAUUAGAGUCCGAGCUUGUGAAAUCUGUAGCUUGUGGAGCACAUUGCACUGCUGCUAUUGCAGAACCACGUGAGAAUGAUGGAACCAUCUCCAAAAGUAGGCUAUGGGUUUGGGGACAGAACCAGGGGUCGAAUUCUCCGCGUCUGUUUUGGGGUGCCUUCAAACCUAACAUGAUGAUCCAUCAGGUAUCCUGUGGUGCAGCUCAUGUGGUGGCCUUAUCAGAAGACGGAAUGCUACAAUCCUGGGGAUACAACGAAUAUGGCCAGCUUGGUCGUGGGGUUACUUGUGAAGGCCUGCAGGCUGCUCGUGUCAUCACUGCUUAUGCAAAGUUUCUUGAUGAUGCUCCAGAGCUCGUGAAGAUAACCCAAGUUUCAUGUGGGGAGUACCACUCAGCAGCCUUAUGUGAAAUGGGCGAGGUUUAUACUUGGGGGCUUGGAAGCAUGGGCCAACUUGGGCACACGUCCCUUCAAUCUGGGGACAAAGAGUUGCUACCGAGACGAGUGGUUGCCCUUGAUGGUGUUAUCAUGAAGCAUGUCGCCUGUGGAGGAGUGCAUACUUGUGCAGUUACUGAAAAGGGAGCUCUAUACGCUUGGGGUGGCAGUCAAGCUGGUCAACUAGGCUUGGGACCCCAAACUUCAUCAUUCUCAUUCAUUCCCAGUGACUCUGAAUCCUUCCUCCGAAACAUCCCUGCCGUGGUUGUUCCAAAUGGUGUUGAACAUGUAGCUUGUGGACAUUCUCAUACACUUGCUUCUUUGAACGAUGGAAGGAUACAGGGAUGGGGUUACAAUAGCUAUGGCCAGGCAUCGAAUGAGAAGUCGACAUAUGCUUGGUAUCCAUCGCCAGUUGAUUGGUGUGUAGGGGCAGUCCGGAAAUUAGCUGCUGGGGGUGGUCACUCAGCUGUGCUGACCGAUGCUUGUUCCUUGAAGGAACUCUGUGAGUUUAGACUUGCAGAUGAGGUUAAGUUAUCGAAUGCAUCACGGAUUGAAGAUGUUGCUUCCCGAACUGGGGCUGAUGCUUUAGCUCGUCUCUGUGGACGAUUGAGACAGCAUAUGGUUGACGUCGGAGAUCAAAACUACGAUGAUGAAGAUCAGUGAGCACUGAAACUCUCAUUUAGAAUUCGUCCUGAUUUUCUGUGAAUAGUCCUUCUCCUGUUCUGAAUUAAGGGUGUCGAUUGCGGCGUCAGCACCUGUAAGUAUUGUAGCUCUGUGAUUGUUGGAACAGGAAGCGUUCAACUAAUACGUUGAGUCGAACUUCCGAUUAUUGUGUCCUCACAAUAUGCUGCUGUUCCAUCUCGUAUGUAGCUGUAUGUACCAACACUUGGAUGCCUACAUAGUCAACCCAUUUGUUGUGAUUUAACUUCAAAUAUUGUAGUGACUGUAAGUCUGUAACAGAACUUUUAUGUAUGCGGGAACUAAGUAGUGUAAUCAAUGUACAAUCUUUCUGUGGUUCGGCACUUCGCGAAGUUGUUCUACUGGUGAUGAUCUUACUGAAUCAAUUGACACAUUGAUGAAUCUAACAACUAGUGGUUCGGCACUUCGCGAAGUUGCAUAUCUCUAUGUGACUCUUGUAUAAUGGACAGGUAAGAGCUUGUUGCACAUCAUCUUUGGAACCAAUUCUAUGCCUAGCUAAAAGCCAUGGAUUCUAGCAAGCGAGGAAACUUCAUUAUGGCCAACAGAAAGUGCACACCAUUUUAAAUUUAAGGACAAAAUGUAAUAUAUUAGUCAAAUUGGAUCUAUAAAAUAUCAGCCAGAUCUUUAAAAAUACAAAAUAUCAGUAAGAUCUUUCAUACCAUUUAGGGUUUAGGGUUAAUUUAUUUGCAAAAAAAUGUCAUUGUAUUGCAAAAGUUCUCAUAGUAUGGCAAAUAGCAUUAAUUCAUUUCUUGACCAAAUACAAUUUAUUUGUUAAAUUCUGAUUAACACUUUUGUUAGACGAUGUCGAGUAAGCAAGCGUGAUGCUGAGUUGGAGGAGUUUUUGUGACGUGACGGUUAAAAAGAAAUCACCAUGUCAAUCAACCUUGUGGUCACUUUUUUCUAUUAAUGUAAUUUUUGAAUAAAAAAUAAAUCAAGAAUAAAAGUGCUAUCCAUAGCAAAACCACACUGACAGAGCGACAAAAUCUUCUUCUCCAACCUAUUCAAAGUUCAUCGAGCCGGCGAAACCAGUCUCAAUCAAAAUUCCUUUGGACAGCAGACGACAUCUCGUCCAACUGCACUUCCGCCUCCAAGAUGGUACAACUCCUUGUCAAUGAUUAGUUUUCAUAGUUAGUAAAUCUUAACACACUCUUUCAUUAUAUCCAACUCGAUUGUGCAACUCAUGAUGAUAUUAACUUCUAUUCAUAUUGUUCUCAAGGUGUGAGCUUGCCUAGCAGCAGCACGCAACCCUCUGGGUCUGCAGGUUCUCUCCUUUGUUUCAGGUUGAUGUGGGUUGUUUGCCAUUUUUUGAGUGUUAUAUGUUCUUCGAUGUUACUGGUUUCAGUAGGUAAGACACUUUGAACUCACAUGUCCACUUCUUGUGGAUAGUGAAGGUACUCUUCCUGUUUUCUUCUUGUUAUUUUGUUUCUCCUUCAAUAAAGUUCAUCACCAUUAAAAAAAAACAUCAUUAAUUAUGUUAGUCAAGAAUGCAUCAUUAAUUAUGUUAGUCAAGAACUAACUAUAUAUAUAUAUAUCAAGUUAUUGCUAGGCUAGCUAGCCAAUUUCAGGCUUCCAGCUUACACAAACUUCGCUUUAAAUUGGUACUGGUAGUUUGAUGAGAGAUACCGAUUUUCGAAGGUCGUUAAUUAUUGGGAAGUUGAAGUCGCUCGAUCUGCAUAUGAAGAAGAAGAAAAAUCCCAUAAUUCAUACACAGAAAGAGAGAGGUGCAGUAUCUAGGGAAUUUCCAGAAUGUCCGAGACCAAGCAACAUCAGAACUUGUGCUGUAUGAUAAAAGAGAUAUACUUUUGUCAACGACGUACUAGAGUUAUUAAGAGAGAGAUCCAAGAAUGAAUCAUAUAGGGAUGGCUCCACAAUACAUCCUGCAUUUUCUGGCAUGUAAAAUGUCCCAACAAAAACCUUGAAAAUUA
Linum trigynum is the source of this 4897-nucleotide messenger RNA. The record is from the annotation of a GenBank genome assembly. NCBI's taxonomy places the organism in Eukaryota, Viridiplantae, Streptophyta, Magnoliopsida, Malpighiales, Linaceae.